AGAAAGCCGAUACAGAUUCAAAUAAGUUAAUUGAUUUUACGAAAGAAGAAAAGGAAGUCGUCCGAAAAGCUUUUGAUAGAGCUUUUAAAGAUCCAAGUGACCUUUCAAAAAGGUUUAUGCUCUUUAUUAACAAGUGUUUGCGUAAAUACGAAACGACAAGUGAAUAUUAUGCGCCAUACACAACCUUAAUUCAAGCCAGUGGAACAGGAAAAUCCAAAUUAUUGAUGAAUUUUGCAGAAAAUGUAAUGACUGUAUAUUGUUGUUUGCGCGACUCCAAAUCAAGUGGUUAUCCAUCCAGAUCACAUAUUGCCAAAACACUAUUAGAUGAGUUUAAUCAUGAACGAAAAGCAAUAGUUACCUACCUUGCAUACAUAUGCGCAUGUUUUCAAAAGAUGCAGGAAUUUAAUGGGAGUUGCAAAAAAUGGAUUGAUGAACAUACUAACAACAAUUCUCAGGAGGACUUCUGGAAAGAUGUUGAACGUAGAAUGACUAAUAUCAUACCCGAUCUUAUGAAAUAUCAAUCAGAUAGAACAAUGGCUGAAGGGAUCAAUAAAUACUUUGAUGGACAAAAAAUAAUAAUAGGUGAAGGUUCAGUUAAAUGUCUGUUUGCGUUCGAUGAAGCUCGUACUCUGGUUAAUCAAAAG
Racocetra fulgida is the source of this 644-nucleotide messenger RNA. Lineage: Eukaryota; Fungi; Glomeromycota; Glomeromycetes; Diversisporales; Gigasporaceae. The record is from the annotation of a GenBank genome assembly.